GAAUCUACUAUAUACAUGAAAUAUUUAAAAAUAAGACUAUUUAACAUCGUAUCAUUCAAAGUAGAAAACAAAUAAUUAAUAUAUACAACUAAAAUCUUAUAUAUUUGAAUAAAUAAUAUUAUCAAUGUUGUUCUAUUUAUUUUGGUUGAUUACGUUAUCAUGUAGCAGCGUUGCAAAGCCGAAUUUUCUUUUAAUAAUAGUAGAUGAUUUAAGAACAACUUUGGGAUGUUACGGGGAUCACAAUUCACAUACACCAAAUAUAGAUCGCUUAGCAAAACAAGGCAUAAUUUUCUCUCAGACUUACGCACAGGUGCAAGCUUUAUGUGCACCCAGUAGAAAUUCAAUAUUGACAAGUAGAAGACCGGAUACAUUACAGUUGUAUGAUUUUUAUAAUUAUUGGAGAAAUACAGUUGGUAAUUUUACAACGUUACCAGAACAUUUAAAAAAUAAUGGAUACAAUACUAUGUCAAUAGGGAAAAUAUUUCAUCCAGGUAUAAGUUCUAACUAUUCUGAUGAUAGUCCUUAUUCUUGGAGCGAAAAACCUUUUCAUCCUUAUACAAAUCGUUAUAAGAAUGCACCUGUGUGUAAAAUUACCAAAAACUCACUUCCUGCAGAAAAUCUUGUUUGCCCAGUGGAUAUAAAAUUCAUGCCAAAUCAAACAUUGCCAGACAUAGAAAUAUUGAAAAAAGCUAAGAGAUACUUAAACAUACAUAAAAAUGAUGCUAAGCCAUUUUUUUUAGCUGUUGGCUUUCAAAAACCACAUAUUCCUUUAAAAUAUCCUAAAAAAUAUCUAAAAUAUCAUCCACUAGAAAAGUUUGAUGUUCCUAAGCCAUAUGCUUGGCCAAAUAAUACUGAUAGCGUUUCAUAUAAUCCAUGGAUAGAUCUUCGCAAAAGAAAAGAUGUACAAAAGUUACGUCUUAAAUUUCCAUGGGAAAAAAUACCAGAAAAUUUUGCCAAACUGAUAAUACAAUCAUAUUAUGGAGCUGUAUCUUAUAUCGAUGACAUUAUUGGUAAACUUAUUUAUCAGUUGCAUAUUUCUAAAAUUCUGCAAAAAACUGUGAUUAUAUUAACAUCUGAUCAUGGCUGGUCUUUAGGAGAGCAUGCAGAAUGGGGCAAAUACAGUAACUUUGACGUUUCAGUGCACGUACCUUUAAUAAUAUCGAUACCUUAUAUGACAUUUAAGAAAACUAAAGAACAUUUGACUGAAAAUGACGUUAAUACUGCUGGUAAAUUUAUAUUUCCAUAUGAAGGAUAUACACAGACAAAUUUAAAGAAUUCUUUAACUAAAGAAAAAGGAGAUACAUUUUUACAAUAUAAAAAUAUUUACACGAAAACAGAUGCCAUUGUAGAACUGGUUGAUAUAUUUCCUACAAUUGCUGAAUUAGCAAGAAUCCCAAUACCAAUUUGUUCCAAUAUAGAAAACAGAUAUAACAAUAAUAAAAAAGAAUCAUCGGUGUGCACGGAAGGAGUUAGUCUUUUACCACUUAUCAGAGCUGUUUUGGAUAACAAAAUAAUAUCAUGGAAAAAAGCAGCAUUCAGUCAAUAUCCAAGACCAGGGAUAGAACCUACAUUACAUCCCAACAGUGAUGAGCCAUGUUUGAAAGAAAUAACUAUAAUGGGAUACAGUUUGAAAUCACGUGAGUACAGAUAUACUGCUUGGAUACCAUUUAUAUUCAAAAACAAAACGGUCGAUUGGAAUAUAAUAAUUAGCGAAGAAUUAUAUAAUCACAAUGAUGAUUCAGCAGAGUAUUUCAAUUUAGCGACAGCUCCAAACUUUGUAAGAACAAAAAUUGAAUUAAGAACUUUGCUUAAAAAUGGUUGGAGAAAAGCCUUGCCGGAUUAUUAUUACAGACAAUAAAAAAACAAAUAAUUUUUAAUAUAUUCUUCUAAAAUAUUUGAAGGAAAAGAUUCAAAAAUAAUGACUUUUUUUUCUUACUUUGCAUUAAAUAGAAAUUAGAAUAAAUAUAACACAUAUACUUGUGUAUAUUUCAUAAAGUAAACAUAAUCUAAUAGAAUUAUAUCUAGUACAAUACUUCAAUGAAAUACGUAAAACGAUAAUUUUUAAUAAUGUAACGUGUUGUUAGGUUGCUAAAAUCAAUCAAAUAAACUAUAUUUGUAUGGAAUAA
Polistes dominula (European paper wasp) is the source of this 2126-nucleotide messenger RNA. RefSeq names its product iduronate 2-sulfatase (gene Ids). NCBI's taxonomy places the organism in Eukaryota, Metazoa, Arthropoda, Insecta, Hymenoptera, Vespidae. Gene Ontology annotation, cellular component: cytoplasm. The record is from RefSeq and is a predicted model, not a curated record. Gene Ontology annotation, molecular function: iduronate-2-sulfatase activity.